ACUGCGCUUCCGCUGUUCAGCUAAUCAUUCGACGCGAGUUGCUGAGCUGAGAACCACGCUUAUACUAAUACCCAAAGCUCGUUAUUAUUUCCGUUCACGCUCGCACGAGUGCGGGCUGAUUCGCCGGACGUUUCGCCAGCAUUUUACCAAACUUUCGCCGACAUUCGCGCUCCGCGCCGUACCUGACGUCGUCUCCUCGCUCCGCGUUCUUCGCUGCAUCCAUCGCAUUGAAGCAUCACGUGAUUUUCGGUCCGCCCAAGAAACGAAAAAAACUAUUGUAACGCACCACCCCGCAUUUUGAAAACUAGGAACUUCAUUUAUCCCGCCACUAUCCCUUAUUUGAAGCACCAUUCCUAUUUCACCGCACAAGCCGUCGGCUUUUUUAAUAAUUCUCAAAAAACCCAUUCCUAUUCACCGCACCAGCCGUCGGCAUGCCUAGCGCGCUCUCCUCGCAUCACCCGCGAGGCGCCUUUUCCUCGUCGCCCUCGUCCCUACCCUCCGCAUUUUGCGGAAACAAUGGCCGCGUCGCGGCUCAGGCGCUCUGCAUGCUCUUAAUCCUCACGCUCUGCCUCGUCUACACCACCACGAACGCCACGAGCCGUGGAGGGGAAGAGGCGGGGUUGAUCGAGCAGCGGGGGGGGGAAGAGGCGGCGGAAGGCGGAACGGGGGGAGGCGGGAUGGGGGAGGGGCGGGAGGCGGAGAUGCGGCGGGAGAAGGAGGAGGCGAAUUUGGUGCGGCUGAAUAAGCUUGCGGGCGGAAUGCCGGGGAGCGACGUGCGCGGAUGGAUCCUCUCCCCCAUGCACGCGGCUGCGGAACACAAGCUGGGGGGUGCAAAGUCAUGUGUUGACGUGCAUGUGGGAACAAUAGGCCCGGGGAAGGUGCGAGGAAACCACCGCCACCACACCAAGAGCGAGUCAUUCCUUAUCUGGGGGGCAGACGCUCGAAUCCGGAUCGAGAACCCGUCGCUGCCGGCGGGCUAUGCUGAGGUCAUGCUGGAUGCUGCUGACGUGGCUGUCUUCACUGGGCCGGCAGGCAGGGCGCACGCGUUGGCUAAUGUGGACAAGCAAGGCCGUACGCUCAUUCUGUCAGCAUGUGCUGAUACGGAGUGGGACCCUGCCCAUCCGGACACGGACUACCAUAUCUGGAAGGACCUUUGACACCGUGCGUGGCUCAGGUUACCUCUGCAUGUUGUGCAGUGACAGUGACCUUGUAUUCAUGUGAUACGGGCUGGGGCCCUGCCCAUCCCAUCCCGACACAGACUACCAUAUCUGGAAGGACCUUAAGUAUAGUUGGAAAGUCGCAACCCGCGAUCCUAGCCUGUGCUUCUAGCAUUGAAGUCUUAUCCUGUGUAAUUUGUAGUGAUUGCGAUGGUUGGGGCGGGUAGGUUGGCGGUUUCUGCAACAGCAUGAUACAGUGCCCUCCCUGUACAGGGCUGCAUCUAACA
Closterium sp. NIES-67 is the source of this 1444-nucleotide messenger RNA. Lineage: Eukaryota; Viridiplantae; Streptophyta; Zygnematophyceae; Desmidiales; Closteriaceae. The record is from the annotation of a GenBank genome assembly.